ACUAUCGAUACCCUGAGAAGGGAACCCUCUGGCAGGGCUGGAAGCGUAGGUUCUGCUAUCAGUGCUUCCUACUCUAGAAAGCUCUGCUUCAUGUGGCUCUUCUUUACCUGCCUUUCCACCCCACCACGACCUCACCCAGAGCCUGACCUCCACUCCCCCCUGCCCAAGAUCCUUAAUCUCUUGUGACAUGGGGCUUGUCACAUCGCGUCUUUGAGCUUCAUCUCCCUCCUCUAUGAAGUAGGGGUGGUAACAGGGCCUCCAGUGGCAAGGAUUAUGAGGGCAUGUGAUGCAUGGGAAGUCCUGAGCACAGGACGGGAGUGUGUUUGGUCAAGAGUCCACACUCAUAAACCACCUCUCUGCUGUUUGAUACCAGCUCUGCCCUGAUUCACCCCUCCAUACCUUUAUUUAUCUGUUUUCAAAUUAGGUCAGUCCAGAACAGAUGAACACUCCCGUACCUUGGGCCAAUCCAGCACUCAGAGAGAUAUGGACUCUUGGUCCUCUGUGGCUGUUUAAGCUCUGGUAUUUCAUGGGACCUCGAGGGCUGCUCCCAGGCUGGGUGGGGCUGUGAGGGAAGAGGCAAAGUGUCGGAGCAAAUGUCAGAUGCCUGCUGUUCCUUGGGAGGAGUUGGCAGCUGGUCAACCUAUGAAAGUGCUCAGUAUGAGAUAAAUGACUGUCGUGAUAGUUAUUACUAUUAACCGAUGGUCAAUUACUAUUAACCUUGGUCCCUAGAGCCCCUGUGCCUGACGGAAGGAUGUGAGGUGCUUUUCUGGGCAUCUUCUGUUCAUGGCAAGGCUGAACCCAGACCCUAAGACAGACCUAAACACAGCUAGAGUGGGGUGUAAGAGAUUUCAGUGCCUCUGGUGAGCCUGAGGGCCCUUGGGGUUUAGGACAGGGCCCCUAGAACUGCCUCUUCUUGCCAAGACCUGGGGAAGGAUUGGCAUCUGCAGCAGGCCCGAAUCUCUCCAAGCUGGUCCACGGUGUCCUGUGCGCUGACCCCCACACCGGGUGCAGACAGGAGAGGCAUGAUCGUAUUGCGUCUUUGAUGAAGGACUUGGAGCUCACAGGUGAAAUCUCAUCAGACUGAUCCUCCCAGAGCUGGUCAGGUUCUCUGCCCCUAGGAGGACUCCUGGGUAUCUGAGAUGCCGCUGCCCCAGAAGAAGCGCUGGGUGUCCAUGGCCAAGGGGCUGGUGCUGGGAGCGCUCUUCACCAGCCUCCUGCUGCUGCUGUACUCCUAUGCUGCCCCCCCACUGCACACUGGCCUGGCCUCCACCAGGACCCCAGAGGGCACAGCGCCCUGCGCCCCGGCGCCAGGUGAGCCCGAGGCACUGACCCCGGCCAACGGCUCUGCGGGAGGGUGCCAGCCUCAACGCGACAUCGUGUUCAUGAAGACGCACAAGACGGCCAGCAGCACGCUGCUCAACAUCCUGUUCCGCUUUGGCCAGAAGCACGGGCUCAAGUUUGCCUUCCCCAAUGGCCGCAACGACUUCGACUACCCGGCCUUCUUCGCUCGCAGCCUGGUGCAGGACUACCGGCCCGGGGCCUGCUUCAACAUCAUCUGCAACCACAUGCGCUUCCACUACGAGGAGGUGCGUGGUCUGGUGCCGCCCAACGCCACGUUCAUCACCGUGCUCCGCGACCCCGCCCGCCUCUUUGAGUCCUCCUUCCACUACUUCGGCUCGGUGGUGCCCUUCACGUGGAAGCUCUCGGGCCGUGACAAGCUGGCCGAGUUCCUGCAGGACCCAGACCGCUACUAUGACCCCAACGGCUACAACGCCCACUACCUCCGCAACCUGCUCUUCUUCGACCUGGGCUACGACAGCGGCCUGGACCCCGGCAACCCGCAGGUGCAGGAGCACAUCCUGGAGGUGGAGCGCCGCUUCCACCUGGUGCUCCUGCAGGAGUACUUCGACGAGUCCCUGGUGCUGCUCAAGGACCUGCUGUGCUGGGAGCUGGAGGACGUGCUCUACUUCAAGCUCAACGCCCGCCGCGCCUCGGCCGUGCCGCGCCUCUCCGGGGAGCUGUACCGGCGCGCCACGGCUUGGAACGUGCUGGACGCCCGCCUCUACCGCCACUUCAACGCCAGCUUCUGGCGCAAGGUGGAGGCAUUCGGGCGGGAGCGCAUGGCCCGCGAGGUGGCCGCUCUGCGGCGCGCCAACGAGCGCAUGCGGCGCAUCUGCAUCGACGGGGGCCAAGCUGUGGACGCCGCCGCCAUCCAGGACUCGGCCAUGCAGCCCUGGCAGCCGCUGGGCGCCAAGUCCAUCCUCGGCUACAACCUCAAGAAGAGCAUCGGGCAGCGGCACGCGCAGCUCUGCCGUCGCAUGCUCACGCCCGAGAUCCAGUACCUGAUGGACCUUGGCGUCAACCUGUGGGUCACUAAGCUCUGGAAGCUCAUCCGGGACUUUCUGAGGUGGUGACAUCCCGCCCACUGGCAGCUCCCUCUGCCCGCUGGAUCGCCGAGGAGGGGCUGGGCGGGGGCCCGCCGGCCUUCCCUGUGUCCUCCUGGUGCCCCCCGGCCCCGCGCCCCCAGCUCUGGGGGGAAUGAGGUGGGGCUGCUGCGGGGGCGCGGCCAGCCGGGACUGGGUCCAUGGCACACAGGGCCUCAGAUCAGUAUUUGACUAAUUCUAGCUUUUUUUAAGAAUUAAAUCCCCUUCCCUCCAAGGAAGAAUGUUCUAUUUCCUGCCUCCCCUUAAAGGGGAGAGUUCAGAAGUAAAGGCAUUUGAUGUUGUGUUUUUUGUUAAUCAGCCUCAGUGGUGCUGACUGGCGGGGCCCUGGGUGGGAGGUGACUGAAGAGGAUGGGGGGACCCGCAAGAGAGCAUGGCAGGUGCCUGAGUGUGUCUGUGGGACAGAGCCCAGCGGUGUGGCAGGGUUUGGUGUGCACCUGUUACGUGCUGAAGCCCUGUGUGGUUGAAGGACUCCCAGGAGCUACCAAGCCCUGGAAGAUCAUGUGUGUAUGUGUGUGUGUGUAGGUGUGUGCAUGUGAUCAUCCUGGGGCUCUACCAGUCACUGACUCCAACUCAACACUGGUUAUGUGUCCAGCAUUAGGCUGAGUAGGUAAUUUCAAUUCAUCUUCAUCAAAACUCAGCAAUGUGGGAACUGUCAUUUCCUCAUGUCAGAGAUGAGGAAGGGAGCUCAGAGAGGGAAAGUCAUCUGGCCAAGAUCACACAGCAAGUAAGUGGUAGGACUGGAACAGGGGCUGGGAGGGAUGGAGUGUGUGGCCAGAUUAAGAUAGAGUCCAUGUGUGCGUGCGUGUGCGUGUGCGUGUGCGUGUGUGUGACGGGGAGGGGGGGAGUGCCUGGUAUAGCACUGAGAGCAGGCCCCGGGCCCAGGCUGAGGGUUCCUUGUAUAAUCUCAUUAAUCCUCACAGUCACUCUUUGAGGUAGGCACAAAUACCGUCCCAUAUUACAGAUGUGAGAAUUGACAUUCUGAGAGAUCGAAGGGACUUAACUGAGGUACACAUCAGACCCAAAACUAAACCUUCUCCCUGGGACCCCAAACCCCUUGCAGCAGUGUGAGGAUGCAUCAGCUCUAACCACUGCCUCCCUCGGCCUCCCCAGGGGGACAAGGGCCCUUUCUGGGGCAGAGGACUUGUGGGUCUCUAACUAGGAGCCAGCAGCCAGACAUGAAAUGCAGAAACCACAGCCAAACGAGUUUAUUGGAGAACUGUCUGUACCAGGCUCCAAGCCAAGUACUUGUACACCUUUAUCUGAAUAUCCACAACAUCCCAGCUUUAUAGACCAAAGCUCAGAGAGGUUAAGUGAUUUACUGAAGGUCGCACAUCUAAUUACUGCCAGAACCAGAUUUCAAGCUGGAUUAGUCAGCUCUUAACCCCUCCCUGGAUCUGAAUCAGUCUUUCUCCUAGGAGUGAGUUUCUGGCCCAAGCAAGGUGGGAAGAAGUUAGGGUGACCAACUCUCUCAGUACCCUGGGACUGUCCCAGUUUUUGCACUGAAAGUUCCCAAAUCCCAGGAAACUCCUCAGUCUGGGCAACCAGGAUGGUUGGUCAGCCUGGGAGUUUUGAACCCACCAGCCCCCUGGAGCCACCGCCGGCACCCUCCUAAAGUUCUCUGUAGCAAGAAAUAAGUACAUUUUUGAAGCUUUAUUUAAUUCAUAUGGAAAGAACUAAGCAAAAGAAAGGAAGAAAGAAAGAAAAAAAGAAUAGCUAAGAUAUUAUUGACUCCAAAUUCAUGAGAUAAUCUUCCCCCACAUACUUUUUAUUAAUCAAAGAGAGGUAUGAGUUAGUGCAAUAUGGUAGUAUCUUGGGUUUGUGGAACCUCAUAAUUUUAUUUCCUUGGACACUUAAGGGCCUAUAAAUACCAAUAAUAAUAUUAUAUGUCAUCGAAUUGUUUAUUAUUAAUAUUGGCACUUCUAAGCCCUUAGGGAUCCAAGGAGAAUAAAUCUGGCAAAUAGUAGAUGCCAAGAAUAUAAAUUGCUCCAUUAGUAUUUACUAUUUGCCUGGUUUGUUUUAAGAACAUUAGCGUUAGUAACUCAUUUAUUAACAUAAUUAAUAUUUUAACAAUGAGUAGUUGCCUGGUACUGAGCGAGCACUUUGUGCUCAGCUCUGUGCCCUAUGGGAACGUGGACAAUUCCCUUUGCUCUCCUGAGGAGGCGACCAAAACACAGAGAAACUGAGCAACAAGCCCAGGGUCACCCAGGUCACUCAGACACCAAGGGCUGGUGCUUGCAGCCUCCAGACCCUUGGUGCCAUUCCAGUUGGCCACCUCAGCCUUGGGAUGGAGGUCUUUUCCAUGGUUGAAAAUGUAUGAAGUCUCCAAGGGGCAUGCCUGUAGGAGCCAGACUGCUCUUGCCAUACCUGGGCAGCAGAGGGCGCCAUGGUGCCAAAUUUGGUCUUAGCCGGUCAGGACGUUCCCAGCCGCCAGGGGCUGGGGGCACCCACGGUUAGGCCUGGGCCUACAGGUGAAAGCCAGGGCGAAGGUCAUGGCUGGCCCCUGCGAGAAAUUCAGUGGAACUACCUGUUCGUCUCUGUUAUGGGAUGAAUUGUAACCCCUAAAAAGAUAUGUUGAAGUGCUAACCCCCAGUUCCCUAUGACUGACCUUAUUCGGAAAUAGGGUCUUUGUACAUGUAAUCAAGUUAAGAUGAAGUCAUCAGGGUGGGUCUUAAUCCAAUACGGCCGGUGUCCUUAUAAGAAGUGGCAAUGUCAUGUGUAUCUACACACAGGGACAAUGCCAUGUGAAGACAGGCAGAGAUUGGCGUGGUGCAGUUACAAGCCAAGGAAUGCCAAGGGCCGACAGUGACCUCCAGAAGCUAAGAAGAGGCAAUGAAGGAUUCUACCCAGAGUCUCAGAGGGAACAUGGCCCUGCUGACACCUUGAUUUCAGACUUCCAGCCUGCAGAACUGUGAAAGAAUAAAUGUCUGUUGUUUUA
Zalophus californianus (California sea lion) is the source of this 5379-nucleotide messenger RNA. It is a transcript of the gene GAL3ST1, whose product is annotated as galactose-3-O-sulfotransferase 1. Bases 1140 to 2414 code for a protein of 424 amino acids. Gene Ontology annotation, cellular component: membrane. NCBI's taxonomy places the organism in Eukaryota, Metazoa, Chordata, Mammalia, Carnivora, Otariidae. The record is from RefSeq and is a predicted model, not a curated record. Gene Ontology annotation, biological process: galactosylceramide biosynthetic process; myelination. The transcript has 3 exons. Gene Ontology annotation, molecular function: galactosylceramide sulfotransferase activity.